This is a messenger RNA of Rhagoletis pomonella (apple maggot), 690 nucleotides long. RefSeq lists its product as uncharacterized. NCBI's taxonomy places the organism in Eukaryota, Metazoa, Arthropoda, Insecta, Diptera, Tephritidae. The record is from RefSeq and is a predicted model, not a curated record.
ACCCCAUUCGGAAUAUAUAAAGCGAAUUUGAUUUUAAGUAAUGGAAUCGCGUAUAACGUCGAAGGAAUACAACGUGAAGGCAACGCUUUGAUGACAUACAGUGAAAAAAAAUUUUUGAUUCGAUUUGAUCUAAUAAUUAGCAACUUGCAGUUUGAAUAUGAUUAUCUUCUACAAUUAAUGCCUAUUGAAGGAUACGGAAAGGUUAUUGGUACCUUGGAUGACACCAUUGUUCAUUCGGAGAUGUCAGUAGAUGUAACAAAUAUCAGUUUAAGAUUAAAUAAGUUCCGCAUUGCCCAGUUCAGAAAAAUACAUAUUCACUUGGAUAAUUUUAUCGGGCAGCUAACUGGUUCAAUUUUAACUCCUAUUACAAACUUGUUUAAAGACCGGAUAACUACAUCGAUAUCGGCUGGCCUGGAAAAGGAAAUGGGAUUGAUAUUGGAAAACUUUAAUGACGGUGAUCCUUUACAACUUCGUAAAUUUGCAAAGCAAUUAAUAGCUGGAUUAACGGGAUCAUGAAAAAAUUAUUGUGUGUAAAAUAUCAUACCUCACAACGGAAAUACAUAGGUAUAUUUUAAAUAUGGAUAAUGGUACUUUGUUACGUCGUAUGUACACAUGUAUAUACUAUAUACAAAAAUUCAUACAUUGUUUAUAUGAACCACAUAACAGUAAAUUGUGCAUUAUUAUUUCGAA